GGUAGACUACUAUCAGUACUAGUUCGUAGUCGUGCUCGCGCGUAGCACGCGAAGGACUAGUCACAAUGUCGGCCUUACACGAGAAACGAAGGAAUCUCUUCGUCCUCCUCACCCUCACACUGGCCGCCGCCACGUCCGCCGCGUCCGAUGUCUCCUUCUAUCCCUCUGCGGAGACCGCCGCCGCGGCGCACUGCGACGGCACGCUGUACCCGGAGCUCUGCCUGUCCACGCUCUCCACCAUUCCGGACCUCCACAAGAAGUCCCUCCCGGAAGUCAUCACCCACACCUGCAACCGCACGCAGACCAAUGUCGCCGCCAUGGCUUCGAACUGCUCCUCCUACUUCCACGGGAGGCUCCUCAGCGCGCGAGACAGCGUCGCCCUGUCGGACUGCAUGGAGCUUCUCGACACCACCAUGGACGACCUCCAGGCCAGCAUCUCCGACCUGCAGCACCCCGAGAUGCGCCCGACCGUGGACCACUGCAUGACGGUCCUCUCCGCCGGCAUCACCAACCAGCAGACCUGCCUGGAGGGCCUCGCGUACCAGAAGGGCGGCGACGUGCGGUCAUACAUGGAGCCCGGCAUCCGCCACAUCGCCCGAAUGGUCAGCAACUCGCUGGCCAUGGCAAAGAAGCUGCCGGGAGCCGCGGCGCCCUCGCCGUCCACGCCGAGCGUGCAACAAGAGCGCCAACCAUUCACGGGGUACGGGCAGAUGGUGAAGGGGUUCCCGCGGUGGGUGAAGGCUGGUGACCGGCGGCUGCUGCAGGCGGCGCCGUCGGGCAUUAACGCGAACGCGGUGGUGGCCAAGGACGGGAGCGGGGGCUACACGACGGUGUCAGCUGCGGUCGCGGCGGCCCCGACUAACUCGAAGAGCAGGUACGUGAUAUACAUCAAGGCCGGCGCCUACAUGGAGAAUGUGGAGGUGGGGAAGAACCAGAAGAACCUCAUGUUCAUCGGCGACGGCAUUGGGAAGACGGUCAUCAAGGCAAGCCGCAACGUCGCCGACGGCUCCACCACCUUCCGCUCCGCCACAGUCGCGGUGGUGGGCAACAACUUCCUGGCCCGGGAUCUGACCAUCGAGAACUCGGCCGGCCCGUCGAAGCACCAAGCGGUGGCGCUCCGCGUCGGCGCCGACCUAGCCGCUUUCUACCGCUGCAGCUUCGUGGGUUACCAGGACACUCUGUACGUGCACUCCCUCCGGCAAUUCUUCCGCGAGUGCGACAUCUACGGCACCAUCGACUUCGUGUUCGGCAACUCCGCCGUGGUGCUGCAGAGCUGCAACCUCUACGCGCGGCGGCCCAUGGCGAGCCAGAGCAACGUCUACACGGCGCAGGGCCGGACGGACCCGAACCAGAACACGGGCAUCUCCAUCCAGAAGUGCAAGGUCGCCGCCGCGUCGGACCUCGCCGCCGUGCAGUCGAGCUUCCGGACGUACCUGGGCAGGCCGUGGAAGCAGUACUCGCGCACGGUGUACUUGCAGUCGGAUCUGGGCAGCGUCGUCGACCCCGCGGGGUGGCUCGCGUGGGACGGCACCUUUGCGCUCGACACGCUCUACUACGGCGAGUACCAGAACACGGGGGCCGGAGCUAGCACGUCCAACCGGGUGAAGUGGAAGGGUUACCGCGUGAUAAGCAGCUCGUCGGAGGCCAGCACCUUCACUGUGGGGUCAUUCAUCGACGGCGACGUCUGGCUAGCCGGCACGUCCAUCCCCUUCUCCACCGGGUUGUGACCGAAUUAUUCUAUCACGGCGAGUUCUGGCCGUGAUGGUGAUAAACGAACGCCGCCCGGAAGCGAAAAGCGCAUCAAAUUCUAUCGUUUUGAUGUCCAUUCUUUUGUUUUUGCAAACCAUCCAUAGGUGACUGGUUCAUUGUUGAUACCUGCACCAGAUAUACUUGUGCAAUAUAUAUGUAGUUCUUCUUCAUGACGGUAUGUACUUAUGCACAAUAUAUACAUAUUUUUUACGGAAUUGCUAAGUUUCAGCUAGCUGA
Messenger RNA from Lolium rigidum, 1986 nucleotides. RefSeq names its product pectinesterase-like. Gene Ontology annotation, molecular function: pectinesterase inhibitor activity; pectinesterase activity. Lineage: Eukaryota; Viridiplantae; Streptophyta; Magnoliopsida; Poales; Poaceae. Gene Ontology annotation, biological process: cell wall modification. The record is from RefSeq and is a predicted model, not a curated record. The transcript is spliced from 2 exons. Bases 66 to 1727 code for a protein of 553 amino acids.